UCUUCCCUCAGACGGUGCUCGGCGGCUCCGGAAGACAAAAGCGGGGAGCGCGGCGGUUUGGAGCGCGGACACGGGACACUAUGAACGAAGAGCAGUUUGUUAACAUUGACUUGAACGACGAUAAUGUUUGCAGCGUGUGCAAGUUAGGAACAGAAAGAGAGACGCUCUCAUUCUGCCACAUUUGUUUUGAGCUAAACAUUGAAGGAAUACCAAAGUCUGAUCUUCUGCAUACAAGAUCAUUAAGGGGACAUAGAGACUGUUUUGAGAAAUUCCACUUAAUAGCAAACCAGAGUUGCCCACAGUCAAAACUCUCCAAGAGCACAUAUGCAGAAGUGAAAAACAUAUUGAGCAAAAAAAUUAACUGGAUUAUACAGUAUGCACAAAACAAAGAUUUGGAUUUGGAUUCUGAAAGUUCAAAGCAAGCACAGCAUCACCUGUUUGGCUUUAGACAUCAGAGAGAGAGAAAGCUACUUCCGCAAUUUGAUUCCCAAGUUCCUAAAUACUCUGCAAAAUGGGUAGAUGGAAACUCCGGGAGUAUUUCAAACUGUUCACACAGUAUUCUAGAACCAAGAGAAUCCAGCGAUUUUAGACUUGAUAUGUUGCAGCAAGCAGGGGCUACCUUACGCUGUAGUAGUUCAUUGUGGUCUAGUCAUGACCAGUCAGCGGAGAUGGGGAAAGCUGAAACAGGUCCAGAUACCCAGGGCCAAAGAAGACACCCGCAGUACAGCAGGGAGCAAUUGAGUAAGAUGACUCUUGCAGAGGUGGAGCAGCUGAAUGGGAAACUUCUCCAGCAAAUCCAGGAUGUGUUUGAAGAGCUGACUAAGCAAGUACAAGAAAAGGACUCCUUGGCUUCACAGCUUAAUGUCCGUCACAUUGCUAUUGAGCAGCUGCUAAAGAACUGUUCAAAAUUGCCAUGUCUACAGAUGGGACGGGCAGCAAUGAAAUCCAAUAUCUCCAUAUAGCUGCAGCAAAGCUUGCCUUUCCCUGCUUUGUUAAUCUUAUCUCAUACAGUUGCAUACUCAAGCAGUAUUUUGGAAAAUUCUAAACAGGUAUGCAUUGCAAAACACAAUGGAAGUUACAUACAGUGCUCUUUUUUAAAAGAAGAUGAAGAGGAAGAGGAAAAGUGCACUGGAGACUAGUUUGACUCUGGAAGUCAUCUAAUCUCCUCCCAAAAUUUGUUACGUUCUUUCCAGGCACUGAUGAUAAAUACUUUGGUGUGACUUGACAAAGACUUCUGACUGCCUGUAAAUAGCCUGGAGCAUUAGUUGAUGAAAUGCAGUUUUUGGGUACGAAGAAAAUGAUGGCGCAACCAGUAUUCAUGAAAUCUACAUUUCUUAUUUAUUGUAAGCAAUAUUUUAUUACUGAAAUUUUAUACAAGAAGAAACUAUUUUAGGUACUUUUCCACAUCUCUUUAUAAAAGUUUUGAAUGAUAUAUAACAUUUUUGCCUUGUGUAAUGAUGGUUUACCUUUUUUUCAAGUCUGUGUAUUUAACUUUCAUGAUGGAAGUUGUUGGUUUUUUUAAAAAAAAAAUGUUUCCCAAAGACACAAUCUCAGUGGCUAUAAUGAAUUACUUUUACUUUUCAGCAGUGUACAAUUGAUUGGGCAUGGGUUGUAUCUUAACAGAAGAAAUUUAAGCACAACACCUCCUUUUCGGAAUGAUGGUUUGUGUUUUGUUAAUAUAUGAAGAGCUGGGUUUUGGUUUUGUAUGUGAAUUUUUAAUGCUUAAUAAAAGUAUAUGGCUUCAAAGAAAUAAACCUAUAAUACCUCAUGGAAA
Molecule: messenger RNA, 1774 nt
Organism: Lacerta agilis (Sand lizard)
Lineage: Eukaryota; Metazoa; Chordata; Lepidosauria; Squamata; Lacertidae
Gene: C10H21orf91
Product: chromosome 10 C21orf91 homolog
Exons: 5
Coding region: 81-962 (293 amino acids)
Source: RefSeq, a predicted model, not a curated record